AUGGAUUACCAGGAUCAAUAUCAAAUCCCACCGAUUUAUGCCCAAGGUCUUAGCAACCCAGGGAUGUCUCAGCACGGCCAUAGCCUUGCUUUCUGUUCAAAGAUAGAUCAAGUCAAUGCUUUACCUUUGGCCUUCCUGUUCUCCAGCGCCGCAAAGGCCCAAGAGAUGUCCUAUAUCUGGUUGGACAACACUCAGGUUCUCACUAACGCAUCUAACAUGGUUGAGAUUUCAUGGCCAACUCUAGAAGCUGGCUUUGCUUCUCCAAGCCGCUCAGAUGCUGACUGGACAAAGCCGUACCCAGGAACCGCCCUGCCCAGGUUCACAGCACACUUACGCAUUGCUAACGACGUGCCAUUCCCAAGCUCAGUCACCAAAGAGAACGUCAUGACCAACGUAGCAGCUAUUUCAUACAGCGUGCCACCUUUACUUAUAGGUAGUAAUGGCUUCCCAAAUAGCAUGGAUUCUUCGUACACUGUCCCUGACCCAACACAAAACAUUAAACAUAACUAUUCAUUCCUCCCAACAGAAUGUCAACAAGAUCUAAAGAUCAGCUCUUGGGGAUCCUUUAAGAGCCAAACUAGGGCUAUAUGUAGCGCCAACGCUUUUGACCCUGUUGUUAAGAGCUGCCAGGAUACCCUUGGUCUUAUAAGAGCUAAUGUACUUACAAAAGUUUUUACUGUUGACGAGGUUGCCCAUACAGGUUUCAAUAACCCUCACAAUCAAACAUCAUACUAUGCUGCGUCCAACAGGACGUAUGUAGUAGUGACAGUCUUCGGGCACAGCGCUAAUAUCAGUAAUGCUGUGGAGCCGGUGGCGGAACUGGCCUGUCUCCGCCCAACCUGGAGCGUUCUGCCGACACCGACUAUUACUUCGGCUCGCAUCAGCAGCACCACCACUUCGGUAUCCAGAAAGACUAGCGCAGCUGCUUCUUCCAAGGCUACCAGCACCCAGUCGGCUUCUUCUUCGUCCACUAACGCUUCACCAACCUUGGUGAUUCAUUACAUUAGUAAGCUUCCAUUUCUUCUUCGUCAUAAUGAAGCAUUUGCAGGCUCCAAGGCUGUGCAAAACCUCUGCUUGGAAUCAGACAACAGAUCUUAUGCCCACGCUCACAACGCGCGUUUCAUCAUAAGCAACGUUGUGCCAGAGAUGCUAGCAGACAAUGACAAGCCAUACUGUAUCUGGUACCCGCACAUGGCAAAUAAGGAUACUUAUCACAACCUAGCAAAGCAGUACCCUGGAAUACAGUAUCUUGUUGGUCAGGCAUAUGCAGUUACAGGCUAUACCAAGCUCUACAGUAAGCUAGAUAUCCUUCCAGAAGUCUCAAUAGCAGAGGAAGCUAGGGACAACUUACACAACGAGGGUUCUAAAGCUAUUUUCGAUACUAUUAUAAGACAGCCCGUCUGCUAUCAAGUCCUUGAUGACUACAACCGGCGUCUUAACAUUGAUAGCCCAUCAUCACCAGCUUGGAUGAACGGCAAUGUAGCUGUGCAAUCAACGUUAAAUGGGCUACACUACUUCAAUAUCGCUGAAGACUACAACAUCAAUCAAGUCUCGUCAGAUACCACUAAUCACAAACCACUUGCCGCUAAAGAUCUUACACUCUUUCACACACCCCUAUUAUCACAUCUACCAACCACCAAUAAAGACGCGUUGAUUCUCAUGGCAGCUUACAAGGGCAACUUAGACCGCUACGUACGCCUUCGUAGGCCAGUAAUGCUCUACAAUGAGGCCAAAGCUAUUGUCCGCGGCAUAUAUCACAACACCACUUUUGCUAAGUGGUGGUCACUUCAAGAGCUCCAACCAGAUCAGUCCUUAAUUAAGGCUGCCUACAUAGCACGCUUUAUCAUGUACAAUAUGCCCUCCCUAAUCUGGUGGCCAUUGGUUCCAAGGGAGGCAACACUGAAAGAACUUACGCGCCUCCAGCCGGACAUGAAGUUACAGGAGCAGGCGCAUCAGCAGCAGAAUAAUAGCUGGCCUAGCAGCCCAAACCAGAACUACUUUGUCGACUACUUGGCAGAGUAUGCAAAGGAACUAGGUGUUAGCGUUCACAGAACAAACAAUGCCACCGACUGUCUAGACGCGGCGGUUCGCGACAAGGAGCCCACGACGUUGUGGCUGAGCACGUACGUCGCAGGGCGUCCCUAUGCACUGGUGAACUCCAAACCCAGUGGAAGCAUCUACCCAGGUGGUAGUCAGGCAAAGGCAGCUAAGUGGGAGUUACUGAUUUACUCAAGUGAGGAGCUGAGACAUAAGGCAGAGGAUAGCAAGUUCAUGCUAUACAACGAUUACGUGUUUUCAGAUAAAGAGUAA
Molecule: messenger RNA, 2310 nt
Organism: Colletotrichum navitas
Lineage: Eukaryota; Fungi; Ascomycota; Sordariomycetes; Glomerellales; Glomerellaceae
Exons: 11
Coding region: 1-2310 (769 amino acids)
Source: RefSeq, a predicted model, not a curated record